UUGCAGUUUCGAAGAUUUUUGCGAUUGGGUUUCGAAAGAGGGCAACAUACCAUGGAUAAUAACAGAUGAAAUGAUUUCGAAUGUGUCUUUUCCUACAGGAAAAUAUAUUCUGGCAAAAUAUCCAAACGAAACAUCGGAAGAAUCGAAAGAAAAACUGUGGGCAAGACUUUGGAGCAAAACAAUUGAAAUCGAAAUAAUUGAAGAUUUUAAAAUGUCCUUUUAUUAUUUCGUAUCCGAAAAUGCUACACUGUAUAUAGAUAUUGCUUUUAAUGAAAGUACUGAUCCUUUAGCUCGUAUAAUAGAUCCAAUACCAAAGUGGAGUAAACAAGAAGACAUCGAUAUAUUUCUUUCUGAUGGCUUUGUUACUAUUGGAGAGAGUUUUCAAAUUAUUAUAACAGCAGAAUUAAAUGCUGUAAAUGGAAAAGUAGCCGUAUCUCAGCUUAACAUUUAUCGAAAUGAAGCUUCUGAAUCUUCAUCAGUAACAAAUAAUAAAACAUUAAUAAAACAAACCAUUGUUCCUGAAGGCAAUUCUACAUAUUCUAAUGUUACACCCACUAAUUUGAGAAAUUGUUGUACUUCUACCGAAUAUGAUUUUUUAAACAAAUCCAUCACUAAACACGACUUUGUAAACUCUUCCACUACAGAAUAUCCACUAAAUUUAAUAAAUUGUUGCAUUUCUUUAUGGUAUUAUUUGGGUUUAACAAUUUGUUGUUUAAUCGGUUUAUUGUUAUGUGGAGUGUUGUUAAUGAUAUUGUAUGAAUGGAAAGACAGACGUAAGAAGAAAUUGAAAGAAUCAAAUGAUAUUGUUUUUGUAUACGAUAAUCAAACAUUUCCUGACAUCUUUUAAUAAAAAAAAAA
Messenger RNA from Centruroides sculpturatus (bark scorpion), 858 nucleotides. RefSeq lists its product as uncharacterized. The record is from RefSeq and is a predicted model, not a curated record. Bases 71 to 847 code for a protein of 258 amino acids. The transcript is spliced from 3 exons. Lineage: Eukaryota; Metazoa; Arthropoda; Arachnida; Scorpiones; Buthidae.